CCAAAUGGAUGUCAUAUGAAAACACUGUAAGCGGCGAAACAGAGGAGCCGAUGUGAAGGAAUGGAGCAGAAUUACUCUUCUUAAAAACAGGUGGUGGAUUUGUCACCUAUGGGAUAUUCCAUUAAUGCCCAAUUGAAUAAAUACCCAGACUGGUCAGGGCAGAAUGAUGGCUUCCCAGCCCACCAUCGAAAAUACUAUGGAGCUUCCCAGCAGCAUCUUCAACCUGGACUACUCCUCCAGGGAGCUGCAACUGAAGGUCAUCGGCCUGGGCUUCCUUUUCUACAGCCUCUUCUUCCUCUUCUCUCACAUCCUGUCUACCACACUCUCCCUCACGUAUCGGUCUUUACCUGCUAAAGAAAAGGUGUUCUGGGACCUGGCGGCCACGCGAGCGAUGUUCGGAGUACAGAGCGCAGUAGCAGGUCUGCGGGCGCUCAUUGAAGACGGCCCCGUAUUUGAUGAGAAGGUGACCGGCCAAACGGGAUGGUCAUGGUUCAACGUGCUGACGGCAGUGAGCUUCUUCCUGUUUGAGAAUGUGGCGCUACACAGCUCCAGCGUGGCCUUCCGCUCCUUUGACCUGCCUCUGGCUGUCCACCAUGCCUUUGCACUGGCUGGAUUUGCUGGGGCUGUGGUGUGGGAGCAUGUGGGCCACUUCCUGCCUAUGGUCACCUUGCUGCUGGAGAUGAGCACACCGUUUACCUGCAUCUCCUGGAUGCUGCUCAAGGCUGGCUGGGCUCGAACGCUGUUCUGGAAGGCUAACCAGUGGCUCAUGAUCCACAUGUUUCACUGCCGGAUGGUGCUGACCUACUACAUGUGGUGGGUGAGCUGGAGCCACUGGACCGACCUGAGUAUUCACAUACCUCUGCCUCAGCUGCUGGUCUUCUUCUCAGGCCUCGCCCUCCUCACCUUCCUCAUUAACCCCAUAUGGACACACAAGAAGACCAUGCAGCUGCUCAACCCCGUGGACUGGAAUUUUGCCAACAAGCCGACCUCAGAGAACGGGCCCAGAGAGGAGAAAGCGCACUCCAGCUGAUGGUGAAAGGGGGUUAGGUGAAAGUACAGAUGUACCUCAUUGGUUGGAGUGUAGAGUUGUGGAACAGUAUGAUGCUUAAGCAAUGUUUUUGGUAUGGAGCUACAUUUUUGAUGUUGGUACUUGAUAUUUGAAGCAGAAGGAUCUAUUUUUGUUUUUUGGCAAGAUUUUAGCUACUACCUAUUUUAGUAUUGUGCUUAACUGACAAAGCAGAUUUGAAGGAAUAGUUUGGUUAGAAAUCGAAUUUCCACAGCCUUCUUUACUGAUGCUAAAUGUAGUCAAGGACCUUUUGUUGUUUGAAGAACUGUUUUGUUUAAGACCAACACAGCUUCUGUUGGUUGAUUGGUGACGUAUGAAUGGGGCUCUGUAUUGGUAAGGACAAUACAGGGAUUACGAUUCAAUUUAUCACAGUAUAUUGUAGGGUUGUUCUUCCAAAAUAGCUCUGGAAAAAAUUAAGAGACCACUUCUCUUUCUGAAUCAGUUUCUCUGAUUUUACUAUUUAUAGCUGUAUGUUUGAGUAAAAUUAACAUUUUUAGUUUUAUUCUAUAAACCACAGACUCCCAAAUUCCAAAUAAAAAUAUUGUAAUUUAGAGCAAUUAUUUGCAGAAAAUGAGAAAUGGCUGAAAUUACAAAAAAGAAAAGCAGAGCUUUUAGACCUCAAAUAAUGCAAAGAGAACAACUUCAUAUUCAAAAAGUAUGAAGUAUGUGUGGUGCACACAUUUAAGAAGCUCAGCUUGGUUUGAUGGCUUGUGAUUAUCCAUCUUUCUCUUGGUUCCAGAGGUUUUCAAUUUGGUAAAAAUCAAAAAAUCUCAUCAUUUUUAAGUGGUCUCGUAUUUUUUCCUGAGCUGUAUAUGAGUGAUUGUUGAUUGCGAUUUUUAGUUCUUACAUAACUUUUAGUUUUAUUUAUUUGUAAACUGACAGCACCAUUUAAAGUGAUGCGCACGCUAUAGUUUCCUUAACAUUUUUUAUUUAUUCUUUUUUUAUAGUAAGAAGUCCCAUUCAGCCAUAGAUUAUUUUAGCUUUUAUAUUAAACACAGAGCAAACAUAAUGUCCUCAUAUUUCAGUUAAAUCAAAGUGUAAAAUAUGAAAACCACUGCCAUAUAACUGCCGUAUAAGAGUUUCUGAGCUUCUACUUUUUUCCCCCCAAUCCACUGAUUAGGCCCCCACUAUCACUAGUGAUGCCCCAACACCAGGAGGGUUAAGACUAGCACAUGCCUCCUCCGAUACGUGCUCUGCUCGAACUGCUGCUGAUGCAGCAUUGCCGAGUAGCAUCAGUACGUUUGGAGGAAAGUGCAGCGACUCUUUUCUGAUACAUCAGCUCACAGAUGCCUUGUGCUGAUCCACAUCACCCUUUAGAGUGAUGAGGUGAGAGAGCGCCAUCUACCCACCCAGAGAGAGCAAGGCCUAUUGUGCUCUCUCAGGACUCCGGUAGCUGAUGGAAAGCAAGAUAAAUAGGGUUUGAACCGGCGAUCUCCCAAACAUAGUGGUAAAUCAGUUCAAUUUAACUUCUCAGUCCUAAUGUAUUGUUUACAUCAAACUUUUCAAAAUUAAAAACACAGUAUCUUUAGUAUAUUAAAAAAACAAAAUGAGAAAUAAACCUUUACUUGGUAUGACUUUACAAUAAGGGUCACAAAUAACAGUAUGUACGACAGUAUUAAACACUGUUAAGAAGCUAAAUAAGGUGUUCCCACUAGUUAAGAGGCUAUUUAACAUUACUACAUUUACCUUCUUAAAAAAAAAAAGAUGUAACUAAUAAUGUCUUACCCAGUGUCAGUAAUUAGUUGUAAUUAGUUGAGACGUUCUGUCGUAAGUACUGUUAAUUAAUGCACUUUUAUUUUGAAGUGUUGCCUUUACAUUUCACACAGUCAGUACUGUAGAAUCUUAUAACAGAGUGCAUCACUGUGCAUAAAAAAAAAACAAGUAAAUGAACCACUGUCUGACACCAGUCUUUACUGGUGUAAACUGGUUUUCCUUUAUGAUACAUUAUUAAUAUGGGUAUAUUUAUUGAAACAUACUGAAUUCUAAAAAGUUACUGCUUCAUAACUCCACAUGGUGGCGCUAAUCAAAUGAAUAGGGUAAACCUGCAGUGAAGAAUAUUGGUUGUUAAAUUCUGUGAGACUGACACCAAUAAAUCCAUAAUUCCUGGUAUUUACUUAUGUAGGAGUAUUUUAUCCUCUUCAGUAACACAGAUGCUUUGAAGUAUCACAGAGAAUUAUCUUGCGAUAUAGAUCAAGUAUCACAGAAUCACAGUAUCACAUCAUCUUGAUCACAGGAAAUGUAUUAAAAACAUUAUAAUACUGUAUCAUGAGAUGCCCUGCGAUUCCCACCAAUACUGAUAUAUUGAUAUUGUCCUAUACACCUACAACUGAGAUAAAGAAA
This is a messenger RNA of Astyanax mexicanus (Mexican tetra), 3406 nucleotides long. RefSeq names its product CLN8 transmembrane ER and ERGIC protein (gene cln8). Gene Ontology annotation, biological process: lipid homeostasis. Gene Ontology annotation, cellular component: membrane; endoplasmic reticulum. The record is from RefSeq and is a predicted model, not a curated record. The transcript has 4 exons. NCBI's taxonomy places the organism in Eukaryota, Metazoa, Chordata, Actinopteri, Characiformes, Acestrorhamphidae. Bases 164 to 1030 code for a protein of 288 amino acids.